GCAGCGCAGAGCAAAAUGAAGCGAGUUUUAUUCUAUCUCGCCAAAAUGGCUGACGCGUCGGCGACGGUGCGCGUGAAAAAAAUACCCGAUAAUCUGUACGAGGUGUGUUUGACUAAUUUAGUGAACUACUUGCAGAGAUCCAAGUGCGAAAGGAAUGACUUGCGGUCGUUGCCAGAUAGCAUCCUUAUGGAUGUUUAUUACAAGAUGUUGCAAGAGAAACGACUGUGCAUUCUGGGCGCGGAGCUAUCAGAGCUGGACAUCUUCGAACGGUUGUUACGUUUCUCAGGCGCGCAACUUCGAUUACUACAAUGCUUUCAGGCAGUCAUAGAACACGGGUCAAAGCUGUCGGUGGAGCUGGCCAGCGGAUACCUCGCGAGGUGCGACACCAACACAAAAUCAAGGAACUCACUUAUACAAUUAGGACUAAGACUUGGUGGUUUUCUAAACGAAGCCGGUUGGUACGCGGACGCACAGCGUGUGCUCCUGCGUUGUAGGGACCUGUGCCAGGCGCAGCCGCAGACCACGCACUACAAACGACUUACACUGGAAUGCUGUCAUAGACUUCUUAACACACAGUCAGCGUAUUGCUGCUUCCCGGCAGCGGCAGAGACGUACACGUUAGCGCUCAAGCUACUGGGGCUACCCGACGACGCCGCUGCCAAAUUACCCGACGGACCCAUAGCGAUCGCCGAAACGUGUUCCAAGGCCUUGCAGACCGAUGAUGAAGAACAGCAAAGUAGCAGACUAGACCCGUGCCCCGAGGAGUGGUGCGGCGGCGGCGGCGGCGGCGGCUGCGGCGCGUGGGGCAUGUCGGCGCUGUUGGCGCGCCUCUGCAAGGAGUUCAGCGCGCUGUUCUUCGUGCGCUGCGACUACAGCGCCGCGCACGCCUGGAGCAUGCGCGCGCUCUCGCUGCUCACGCCGCACACGCCCGCCAAGAUAACGAUCGAGGUGCUCCGCGCGUGCGGCAAGGCGUGCGUCGUGAAGCGCCGCUUCUCCGAGGCGGGGCUGCUGGUGCGACAGGGCGUGGCGCUGGCCCGCGCCGCCUUCGGCCCCGCCCACCCGCGCUACGCUGCCGCGCUGCUCGACUACGGCUUCUAUUUGCUCAACAUUGACUCCAUAACGCACAGCGUCGCCGUCUACGAGGAGGCCCUGAGCACCCUGCGGCGCGUGUUCGGGCGCAGCAGCCUGCACGUGGCGACGGCGCAGGAGGACCUCGCCUACGCGCUCUACGUGCUGGAGUACUCGUCGGGCCGGUUCUACAAGGCGCGCGACCACGCCGAGCGGGCCAUUCGCAUUAUAGAGAACCUCGUGCCACCCGAUCACCUGCUGCUGGCGUCCGCGAAACGCGUGAAGGCGCUCAUCUUGGAAGAAAUCGCGCUCGACACGCCCGCGGGGCAGGACAUGCGAGAACCUAGUCUGCUAGAAGAAUCUGAAUCGCUGCACAAAGCAGCGCUAGAACUGAGUAUGAUGGCGUUUGGAGAGAAGAACGUCCAGACCGCCAAGCACUACGGCAACCUGGGCAGGCUCUAUCAGAGCAUGCAGAAGUUCCAGGACGCAGAGACGAUGCACUUGAAGGCGAUAGCGAUCAAGGAGGAGCUGCUCGGGGCGGAGGACUACGAGGUGGGGCUCAGUGUGGGCCACCUCGCCUCGCUCUACAACUACCACAUGAACAUGCAUCGCGCGGCGGAGAAGCUCUACCUGCGGUCCAUCUCCAUCAGUCUGAAGCUGUUCGGCGAGCGCUACUCCGGCCUGGAGUACGACUACCGCGGCCUGGUGCACGUGUUCACGCAGCUCAAGCGGCACGACCGCGCACACCACUACAACGCGCUGCUGCAGCACUGGCACGAUCUCAGAGAGCAGUCGAAGGCGGAGCAGCAGCCGGCGCUGGGCGACGAGCAGGUGCUGCCGCUGGAGCAGCUGCAGGCCAAGUUCUUCGCCGACAACGACUGAGCGGCGCCGCCGCGUCCGCCGACUGCCGGCCUCUACUGCCAUUGAGUAGCUUCGCGCUCGCUUGCGAUCGUCUCUCGAGUUACUUUUGGGGGGUGUCACCUUUUCCGACGAGAAACGCCUUCGACGAUCACUUGUUCGAUAAAAUCUACUUUUGCUUAUUCAAUCUGAAUCCUCUUCGUUUUCAUCGGCGUGAGAGAGUGCGAAGCUCGUUAAAUAUUAGUAUAAUCUGUUGGCGUGUCUUAAUGUUGUAGCUUACUUCGUAUCUAUAAUUUUCUUGGAAAUAGUAUUUUGUAAAUAUCAUCGUUUCAAUAUUUACUCAAAAAAUAGAUUUAAGUCAAUCAGUCAAUAGAGCAGGAAGCGUUUAUUUAUAUGGAUAAUUUGAAUUUACAUAAAUAGUUUUAUGUUUAUAAAUUGUAUUUUCUAUAAUCAAUGGAAAUUGCACUUAUUGUUAGAACGUUCAAAUAUUGAGGUUAUAUAGGUCAGAGUGGCCCGUUUGAGAAUGAUGUAGAGAUUGUGCCUGAAAGUUAGAUUCAAUUUGCACAAAUUAAUUUAAAAUUUAAGUAUUUAUAAUGAGAUUGUAAUAAUAAAUGUAUAUCAGUAUAACCGAUUUGAUGUAGAAAUUAUCAUAUUUGAUAGUUUGCUAGACGAUAUAGGUGCGUUAUAUAGGACAGACUAAGUUUACUAAAUUAUUAUUUAGACUACAAGUGUGAUUAAUAAUUACUGUAUUUAUAUAGAAUAUAACAUCGAUGCAAAGUAACUAAAACAUCUAACGACGAAUUUGAUAAAAUAAACAUAUUAGUCGUAUCAUCACAACGAUAAUCUUUAUCAUGAUGAAGGUUACUCGACUUAUUAUACAAUCCUAAAAAUUCUGUUUAGUAUAAAGUUGUAAAGGGGAGAGAAUACCGGUUUGUAAGCAGACCAACAUUACUAUUGGAGACGACGUUAUAGCCGCGUGUGCCCACUUUUAGUUUCCUCAGACGUUUGUGACAAUGUUCUCGAUAUAAUAAAGUAACUCGAUAGAUGAUAGCGAUCGCCUUGAGCUUAUGUUCCUCAUUUAAGUAAUUUUUGUUUAUAUUAUACAAAAAAAAACGUGUAAAAAUUAUAAGUAUACGUCAUUUCGCUUUAAGGAUUAAUUUGUAAGAUACUUUAUCAUGUGCAAUGGUUUGUGUGGCAGCGUCUGUAAAUAUUAAUUAUCUGUUUACUCGCCAGUGUUGCCCAAUUAUGAAUUUAAAUACCCUACAGUAAGCACUAUAAUCAUAUCUUAUUUCAUCGGUACUUAAGAUUAGCAAAAAAUGUUCUAAAUGCAUAAAAUGGCUGUAAAAAUAAUAUUGUAAGAGUACAUUGGACACUGACAGGAUUACGGCUGCAUUAUAAACGUGUAUGGGUAGAUUGUUAUAAAGUGUAUUUAUUUUGUGGGAAAAAAAUCAAAUUAUAUCCCAGAUUUAUAAAAUUUUAGACAUUCAUAUAUUGUUUUCAAUAAAUGUAAGUCGUAAAAAUGAAGUGGUCCAUUCGUUAUUUUCGUACACACGCAGCUUGUCAUAUUUUGCAAGUAUUUUUAUGAAAAUUUACAUAUAAUGACAGACGAAGCAUAUUAUGACAGAUUAGACAAUUUGUAAUUACGCUAUAAUAAAAAUAAAUAAAUAAAUAAUAAUGACAAAUUGUCUAGACAUAUCUAAGGAUGUUAGCACACAUUUAAUGUAUGGCUGUUACGUACGUGAGGCGUGCGAAUAAAUAAGUUCUAUGAUAA
Molecule: messenger RNA, 3697 nt
Organism: Vanessa tameamea
Lineage: Eukaryota; Metazoa; Arthropoda; Insecta; Lepidoptera; Nymphalidae
Gene: Pat1
Product: amyloid protein-binding protein 2
Exons: 13
Coding region: 16-1950 (644 amino acids)
Biological process (GO): proteasome-mediated ubiquitin-dependent protein catabolic process; intracellular protein transport
Cellular component (GO): Cul2-RING ubiquitin ligase complex
Molecular function (GO): protein binding; ubiquitin-like ligase-substrate adaptor activity
Source: RefSeq, a predicted model, not a curated record